GUGUAAAACGAAACUCUGCCUCUGAGAGACACUGCACUUCCCUCAGAUCUGAGAAACUCCAGUGUUCACAAGCAAAAACUCAGGGCAAACAAAGCAGUUCAUGGAGCGGCUUUGUUCUCCUAAACGGCUGCUGUCAGCAUGUUUUGUCAUUGUGAUCGGUUUGGCAAUUCAGAUUUAUGUGCAACAGAGUGGCUCUUUGAAUAAACAAGAAUCCAAUGAUGAGCUUCGGAUCCUGCUAAUCGGGAAGACAGGCGUGGGCAAAAGUGCAACAGGAAACACCAUCCUUGGAAAAAAGGCUUUUGAAUCUGACAUCUCCUCUUCCUCUGUAACCACAGAGUGUGAAAAAGCCCAAGAUAGUGUACAUGGCAGAAAAGUAUCUGUUAUUGACUCUCCAGGCCUGGUUGAUACUCGGUUAUCUGCAAAGGAGGUGAUCACUCGCAUUAAGGGGUGCAUUCCAUUCUCUGCUCCAGGACCUCAUGUUUUCUUACUUGUGACUCAAAUAGGUAGAUUUACAGAGCAGGAAGAAGACAUUGUUAAGACAUUUCAAGCAAUUUUUGGGGAAAAGUCCUCAGUUUAUACUAUGGUUCUCUUCACUCAUGGGGAUAAACUGAGGGGGAAAACUAUUCAUCAGUUUGUUCUCAACAACACAAACCUUUUGGAUUUCCUCAGGAAAUGUAAUGGUGGAUACCAUGUGUUUAAUAAUGAAGAUCAGAAUCCAAAACAAGUCAUCCAGCUCCUGGACCAGAUUGAUAAGAUGGUCACUUUAAAUGGAGGACAAUAUUACACUACAGAGAUGCUUCAGGCAGCAGAGAGAGCGAUAGAAGCAGAGAAACAGCGGAUCCUAAAAGAGAAUGAAGCGCAAAGACUAAAGGAGAUAUAUGAUCUAAGGGCUAAACUUAAAGGGGAAGAAUUUGAGAAAGCAAAAAAAAAAGUUCAAGAUGAAUAUGAAAGAUGGGCAAGAUACAAAGCUGAAAGAAGCCCCUCAGUGUUAGAAACUAUAGGCAGUUAUUUAAAAGCAAUUUACAAUUCGGUUCAUGACUUUAUAGUAAGCCACAUGUAAGAUUAGACUUACUUUGAAAGUAACAACAACAACAAAAAAUAUUAAUAAUAGUCUCUUUUCUAUAUUGAUUAUAUAGAAGAGACAUUAGAAUGCUAGAAAAGAAUAUGUGAUUGUGGAUUAUUUAAUUUUAUAAUAACCUAAAUUAUUAUUCUAGUUUUAAUGUAAUUACAAAUCCACCAUUCGAUGAAUUACUUUCAAUUAUUGAAAGAAAUUUUUGAAAGCUAUUUUUUCAUGAAAUAGGACUUAAAAUAAUAUUUUUUAAGAAAUUUGAAAAGUUAACAAAAGCAGCCAUAAUAUGGAUAAAUAGCAGUGAUGCAGGCUGAGGCAUUCGCUAUAAUAAUGUGGUGUUGAUAAUAAAGCUUUUCUCUGCCUUUUCCUGGUUUUGCUUCAAAGCAGUAUAUUUUGGCUAAUGUUCAUUUAUAACAGAGACUUGAAAAUGCUUAUUAAAAGGUUAAUGUAUUUUGGAUGUCUAUAAAUUCCAGCAGCUUGACAAAUAUGUUCCAGUAACCUUUUAUGUGAAAACAUCAAAUGAGUAAUUAAUCCUUUAAGUGGUAAGUAAAAUUACAUGUAAUAGUAUCUUCCUUCCUUACUUUUUUUUUCUCCUAGAUUUCUAAACAUGGGUGUGACCACUUACAGAUAAAGAUGAUAUAUAAAGAUGGAAAUUAUAUCAGCACAUUUCCAGAUGAUUUUUCUAAAGGCAUUUUGUAAAAUGACGUUCUGAAUACUUUCUCCUUAUUACUUUCAAACAUUUUAAUGACAUUUUACCUACUGGACAUGUUUUAAAUACAUAAUUCAAUACUGAAUAUUAAGCAAAAUAAAAGGAAUUGUUUUUGUCCCUUA
This is a messenger RNA of Clarias gariepinus (North African catfish), 1900 nucleotides long. RefSeq names its product GTPase IMAP family member 9-like. NCBI's taxonomy places the organism in Eukaryota, Metazoa, Chordata, Actinopteri, Siluriformes, Clariidae. The record is from RefSeq and is a predicted model, not a curated record. Gene Ontology annotation, molecular function: GTP binding. The transcript is spliced from 4 exons. The coding region runs from base 101 to 1060 and encodes 319 amino acids.